UGUCGAGAUUCGUGGGGAAGGGUUUUCCUAUCGGACUCGGUUGCUGCUUACAUUUUUCUGAACAGGAACUACAGUGCAGCAGGUGGAGGGAUGAGUCUCUCCCCUGUGAUUGGCACAGAAGUGCCAGAAACAGCUAACGGGGUUGUGACACCCAUCCCUUCAGAGAACGGCCCUCACAUUCCUGUCUCUGUGAAAUAUGGGGGGAGCAGAGUGCCCUGUCAUAGGGAGACAUCAGAGGAGAGAGCCCUUGGAUACACGGAGAACCACGUAGAUGUGGAAAACCGAGUUUAUGAUGGCGAAGGCCGCUUGGACACAGAGACGUGCAAUAAUGGGAGCACAUCUAGUUUAUCGUUACACAACUCUCAUGUGACAGACCCCUCCCUUCCUGCUGCCACAUGCACCGGAGACUCAGAAGACACAGAAUCAGGCUCCAGAGACACAGACAUUUAUGAGGCCUCUAACACAGUUGAGCCUCCUGGUGCAGCUCUGCUUUGGCACCCAGCACAGCAAGCACACUCCAAAGAGUCAUCUCAGCGAGGAGGCCCUGCCACUACAGACAGGCAGCAGACCGAAUCAGAGACUGCAGAUGGAGACGCUGACAGCCGAGACGACGAGGAGGAAGAUGGAGAGAAGGAGAAACAGGAUGAGGAGGACGAUGAGAAAAAGGAAAAAAAGUGGAUUAAACAGCGUGCAGGAGGGAGAACAGAGUCUUCACGACACUACUCCUCCUCAGCUCCUGGUCCCAGCACCUCGUCCUCUUCCUCUCCUCCACCUCCACUUCUUCCCUCCGAGGACAUCACCUGCCCCCCCCCCGUCAUGGCCCAGGUCUGGGUACGCAACGUCCGGGGGAUGCAGGACAGCAAGAGCCUGGAUGAAAUCAGCCAAGCGUGUGGAGGUGGUUCAGGGGCCCGGGGAGGGGGCAGAGGUGGCCAGUCAGAGGGCAGACGGGCCACGAUCUCCUCGGCUCUGGAGCUAGAGGGGACGGUCAGCCAAGAAGGUGACCUGACUCACUUCAUCACCAAGAACCUGGAGCAGAAAAUUAAGAUGAGCUCCAAGCCCAGUCUGGACUGCAGUGACUCGGACUGUUCAGGUCCCAUCUACAGAAGCCGGGGGUUGUCACGGAGACCAGCGGACAUCCCUCCCAUUGAUCCUGCUGUUCUAUUGGAUCUUCAGAGACACACCCAGGACGUGGCGCACAGUGUGGAGAUGAUGAUGCGGAGCCUCAAUGGAACCAUCCAGAAUAUGACCGCUCUGAGUGUGGGCUACAUCCAGACCUACAGAGACUCAGUGGACAGCCUGGGAGAGUCUGUGGACAUGAGUAUAAAGGGCAUGUACACACUGAUGGCUCGCUGCGAGGAGUUAGAUCGUUCCAUGCAGCCCAUACACACCCUGGCUGCACAGAUCCGUGACAUCAAACGCACCCUGGACGCUCUGGAGACGAUCUGCAAGUAAACCCCACCUCCAACAUCGAGCACAUCCUGAACGAGGCCGUCUGCAAGCCAACCCACCUUUCUGCAGGUAGCACACACACUGCAGCGAAGAUUAAGUGCACCUCUGGAUUCCUGGAACCAUUGCUACUAGGCAUGCUGGAUGAUUGGCGCUCAUAGUCCCUCCGCUUGUUCAUCAUUUGAAGAUGACCAUGUUUGUUUUAUGAGAGUUCAACUGAAUUGUGCUUGAUUUGCUCUCGGGGCUGACCUUUCUCAUCUUUUUUUUUUUUAAAGCAACCUAACUUUCUAUAAUGAAGUUGUCGUGAAACAAAAUCUCACAAAUUAACCAGUUUUGGAGACACUUGGUCAAGUGCCACACAAACACAUGAGCACACACAUGAAAACAGAUCCUUGAUGAUGUGUGUGGGAAGAUACCCUCUUUUUCAGCUUUACAGUCUGCGGAGGCAUAGUGUGUCAUUAUCCGUCCAGCCUGCUUUGUUCAGAUUGCACUAACCUUUCCUCCCCACAUGGGGGCGAUGUUUCUCUCUCUGGCUCUCUUUUUGCUGAUGAAGAGGCCGGUAUGAACUGCUCAGAAGAAAGUGACUUUUGCACAGGAACAGAAAGUCUAUUUUUUAAUCUUAUGCAACAAAGAUCAGAUUCUUUCACUGCAAGCAAAAUGAGGGGAGGGGAGCAGCGUGUCUGCCUGUCUUGUCUUUUUUAAUGUUUAUUUAUUUAGUUUUCUCGUCAUGCUUGCUUUUCCAACACUGCUACUCUUUUUUCCCCACUGGUGGCCACUAAACAGCCCCACUGGAGCAUUUGGAGAUUAAGCUCAAAUGUUGCAUUGUCUACACUCAAGAGGCACUGUCAGAGUUAAUGGAAGUGUUUUACCUUUUCUACUCAGAUUCUCUCAGACUGUUAAUCAAUUAACUGGCAACCUUUAAAUCACAGGUCUGCUUCUCUAAUUUAAAGCUACUACUAGCCACGUGCCCUAAAACCUCACCUUCCUCCUCUGAGUCAAUGCAAUCCAAGAUGUUUUGGAGCACAUAACUAUACAAUAAAAUAUAUUGUGUAGCCUUCACAGUGGCUUUAAAUAUUUGAAAAGCUUUAGGUCCUGAUUUGACUUUUAAAUGUCAUCAAAAGUAAAAACACUCCAUGCAAGACUGAUACAUUUAGCCAACCUAAAACAUUUUCUCAAGUCAUUGAAAAUCUAAUUUAAUUUCCAGGCAUCCGAGUAGCUAACAGACUGCUCAGUGUCAUUAAUUGGGUUGUGUAAUUUCAGUUUUGAUUCAACCAAUUUAAAGAAAUGGUCUAUGUAUUAGAAUAGCUCAGUUGCAAAACACAUUUUGAAUCCAUUUACAGUAAUCGCAGCCAAUGUUCAACCAUAACAAUACA
Molecule: messenger RNA, 2819 nt
Organism: Perca flavescens (yellow perch)
Lineage: Eukaryota; Metazoa; Chordata; Actinopteri; Perciformes; Percidae
Gene: borcs6
Product: BLOC-1 related complex subunit 6
Exons: 7
Coding region: 91-1452 (453 amino acids)
Biological process (GO): lysosome localization
Cellular component (GO): BORC complex
Source: RefSeq, a predicted model, not a curated record